Messenger RNA from Dreissena polymorpha, 3562 nucleotides. RefSeq names its product store-operated calcium entry-associated regulatory factor-like. The record is from RefSeq and is a predicted model, not a curated record. Gene Ontology annotation, cellular component: endoplasmic reticulum membrane. Gene Ontology annotation, biological process: regulation of store-operated calcium entry. The transcript is spliced from 9 exons. Lineage: Eukaryota; Metazoa; Mollusca; Bivalvia; Myida; Dreissenidae. Bases 373 to 1425 code for a protein of 350 amino acids.
UUUCGUAGUUAAAACUGGAAAUCAAUUUGUGUGAGUAAACACUUUUAAAGACACGUCAGAAAUCGAAAGUUGAUAUAAAUUUGAAAGGUUUACGUAAAUUUUGUUAUUAAGAUCUACAAAUCAUCAGGUUUCGGAGGAAGUUGGUGUAUUACCAUUGGUUGAUUAGACAUGAGAUUGAUCUCCUGGAGGAUUCUGGAGAUAAUCAAUGGCAUAGUUCUUUAUUCAGAAUACUCUGCUUUUUUCAUAACAAAAACUUACACAUUUUCAUGAACCGUUGACAUGUUUGAAACUUUAGACUAAUAUAAAUACUAUGCCAGCACACCAAUUAUCACAAUCAAAUUUCAUUAUUUUUAUGCUGAGAACUGAUACACAAUGAACAAAUCAAACACAACUUGGACAUUGAGUAUGUGUGUAUUUAUACUGCUGUGUCUACAUGUUAUAUCAGGCAACCCUGAUAAGGUAUUCCUCAAUGAGGUACAAGUGUUGACUCUCCACCAUGGACAGAUGACGCAGGCUAGGAGGUCUUCUCCAGUACCGCAGUUGAAGUGCCUGGGUGGCACUGCGGGAUGCACAGCGUUUAAACCAAACGUUGUUCAAUGCUAUAACAGGGGAUCUGAUGGCUAUGAUGUCCAGUGGGAAUGUAAGACCGACAUGGACAACAGUUACAGGUUUGGUAAAGUAGAAGUGACCUGUGAAGGAUACAGUUAUCCAGAAGACCCAUUCAUCCUGAGGGGGUCAUGUGGGUUGGAGUAUACAAUAGACCUAACAGAAGAAGGCAUUGCAAGAAAGAACUCUGGUAAUCAGGGCAACCACCACCAGCAGCAGCAUCAGUAUUAUGAUGAUAGCUACCAUCACAGGUCCCAUGUUAGCGACGGGUUGGGGAAGAAAGUCUCCAGCAUUGUAUCGGACCUUUUCUACCUGGCUAUUAUUGCCAUUGUUAUCUACGCCAUCUACAAGUUUUGCAUCGCCUCCCCCACCACCGCCCACCCUGGGGAUCCCCCGCCCUCCUAUGACGACACCUAUCGUCCCCAUGGCAACACUGCGCCUCCACCGUAUGGCUUCCGACAAGAUUACAUGCCUGGGGGUAACAGUGGAGAUUCUUGUUCAUCAGGGGCAGGAUACUCUGGCAGUCACACCUAUACAGGGGCUGGGGGACCCUCCACAGGGGGUGGAUUCUGGUCUGGGGCCUUCACAGGGGGAAUGCUGGGCUACUUACUUGGGAACCGAAACAACACCUACGCAGGGUACCAGAGGCCACACACAGGGUGGUGGGGAGGCAGUAGCAACUGGGGCACUGGGUGGGGAAAUAACUGGGGGUCAGGAACCAGGACAUUCACUGCCCCAAGUGCGGGUUCAAGCUUUUCUGCUGGAGUUUCGUCUGGAACCAGGACUGCAUCUGGCUUUGGUGGUACCAGAAGACGGUAAACAACGCUGUGGAAUGGAUAUCGUUCUUAGAAGAUACAGGAUAUUGUAUAUACCAGAUAUUUAAAGUGGAUAAAAGACUUGCUUCAAGUUUGAUGUUAUUAGAAGAUAAAAGAUGUAUUUGAGCCACACUGUGCGAAAACAGAGCUUAAUGUAUAAGGGUUAAGUGUUGCCUGAAAGAAGCCUUUGCGAAGUCUGCACAGGCUUAUCAGGGAGGAUACUUUCUGCUUUUAUGGUAUAAAAGAAGUCACAUAUAACCAAAAAUCCAGUCUAGGCGGAAAGUAUUGUCCCUUAUUAGUGUGUGCAGACAGAACAGGCUAAACUGGGAGAACACUUGAUGCACAUGAAUUAAGCCCCAUUUCGACUAGAGCCAGGCUUAUGAAAGUUAAAAGUUGAUAAAAUAUUUGCUUCAACAUAGAUAAGUUUAUUAAAAAGAAGACAUUUUAAUGUGCUAUUGAAGUCUCCCGAAUGUGACAAGCAGAACUAUGAAUUUGAAAAAGCUAGCAAGUGCAUUAUUUUUGUUAAUAUAUACAAACUGUAAUCUAUGUGUUAAUUGAUCAUUGCAAGGAAAGAACAUUGUAAACUUUUUGUCAAUUUAAGAUUUUUAAUUUUAACAAUUAUAUUUUUUGGUCAGAUUUUGUUUUGUUUUUGGUCUUGGUUUGUAAUUCCUAAUAACAAGUGUUUUUUUUUCAUAUACCCAUAAUGUAUGUAAUUUUGAGAUAUCUACUCAGUGUAUUUAUUUACUUUAUUUAUUAAUUAAUAUGUUUCUAUAUUUAGUGUUUUUUUUCGUAAAGUAUUAUUAUGCUUGAAGUAUUUUGUGUUUCAAAGUUUGGGUAUAUUGUUUAAUGUUUAAUCACCUACUAGACCUGAACAUCAUGAGCAGUUUAGGGUGUAUAUUCAUAUUGCUGAAGAAAACUGACGCACAUUUUUUGUUUCACUUCUUUUAACAUCAUACUGUUUAAAGCUUGGAAAAACUGAAAAAAAAAUGUGCCUCACUCUGUGAAAACAUGGUUUAAUGCAUAUUCAUAAAGUGUCUUCCCAGAUUAGCCUGUGCAGUCCGCAAAAUCUAAUUCAGGUGGACACUUUAUGUUCAGAAGAGACUUCUUUUAAACUAAACAUGCCAUAAAAGCUGUAAGUGUCAUUCCUGACAAGCUUGUGCAGACUGCACAGGCUAAUCUUUGACGACACUUUAUUGUGCAGACUGCACAGGCUAAUCUUGGACGACACUUUACGCACAUAAAGUAAGCUGUGUUGUCCCAGAACAAUGCUCAAUUGCAAUUUAUGCAUUUCUGAAUUGUUGUGAGAUCUAGUUUUGUUUAAAUUAUGUGCCCCUCUCUGCCCAUGAGUCUAUGUUCUUUAACCCUUUCCCACUCAGAAGCAAAGUGAAAAUGGCUUUGUGCAAACAGCAUAAAACCACAACAGCCUGCGAGUAACUUGCAGUCUAUUCAGGUUUUAUGCUGUUUGCUGCUCAUCAGUAUCUAAGGAUUGGAAAUAAAGCCUUAACAACUUGAAAUAGUAAAAUAGGUGUUAAAUUAAAUAUAACUUUCGAAGGGAUUACAAAUGCAUGAAAAUAAAUAUGUAAGUGGUAAAAGGUUACUAUGAUAUUGUGCACUUGCUCAUAAAAGUCAACAAAAUAACCAAUGAGCAUGGCUCACAUGCCAUCAAAUUCUCUGUAAGCUUUUCAAACAAAAAAAACAAAAAUUCCAGAUUAUAUAAGCUACUUUGCAUUUUAGUCAGUGAUUUGAAAUUCAAUAAAUUGCGGACUGUUAAAAUUUCAACUACUAUGCAUUAUAGUCAGUGAUUUGAAAUUCCAUAAAUUCCGGACUGUUUAAGUAUCUACUACCAUGCCUUAUAGUCAGUGAGCUGAAAUUUCAUAAAUUCUGGCCUGUUAAAAUAGCAACUACUAUGCAUUUUAGUCAGUGAUCUGAAAUCCAACAUAUUCCGGACUGUUAAAAUGUUAUUUUUCUAUACGUAUUUGCACCUCAUUGGGAUUGUACUUGUUUUUUACUCGAGAGUGUGAAACUGUUGUACCUCUAAACAUUAAUUUUCUGCAAUUAGAUACACCAGUUUUACACUCAACUCACAAAAUAUUUAUUUGUUGUUAAUACAUUGAAUAAAUUUAUUAAAGCUCAAAACAACA